Messenger RNA from Exophiala aquamarina CBS 119918, 3057 nucleotides. Its product is annotated as xaa-Pro aminopeptidase. The transcript is spliced from 4 exons. NCBI's taxonomy places the organism in Eukaryota, Fungi, Ascomycota, Eurotiomycetes, Chaetothyriales, Herpotrichiellaceae. The record is from RefSeq and is a predicted model, not a curated record. The coding region runs from base 1 to 3057 and encodes 1018 amino acids. Gene Ontology annotation, cellular component: FACT complex. Gene Ontology annotation, biological process: transcription elongation by RNA polymerase II; positive regulation of transcription elongation by RNA polymerase II. Gene Ontology annotation, molecular function: nucleosome binding.
AUGAGUGACAUCUUCAUCAAUGCGACCAUCUUCCACGAGCGCCUUGCCACCCUCUACAAUACCUGGAAGAAUGACAAGAGGACCGCCGAUGGCUUGUUCGGUGGCGCUGAUUCUCUUGUUAUCGUGACUGGAAAAGCUGAUCAAGACACCAUAUACCAUAAGAACAAUGCAGUCCAUUUCUGGCUUCUUGGCUACGAAUUCCCUGCCACUUUGAUGGUCUUUACCGCUGCCGUCCUGUACGUUGUUACUACUGAGAAGAAGGCUAAGCACCUAGACAAACUCAAGAACGGCAAAAUCCCCAUCGAGGUCAUUCCCAUUACGAAACAACCAGAAACCCGAACCCAGGCAUUUGACAAAGCUGUGGACAUUAUCAGAGGCGCAGGCAAGAAGGUGGGCUUUGUCCCCAAAAAUGAUGCUCUUCACGGUCCAUUCCCAGAGGAAUGGUACAGGGUCCUUGGUGAUCUGUCUAAAGAGGUUGAGCAAGUGGAUAUAUCCAACGCGCUAGCCAUGGUUUUUGCCAUCAAAGACGAGACAGAACUGCGCAACAUGCGAACCGCGUCCCGCGCUGCAAGUGGUCUUAUUUCCAAUUAUUGGGUCGAUCAGAUGUCAGAAGUUUUGGAUCAAGAGAAACGCAUCAGCCAUCGCGCUCUCGCGGACCGGAUGGCGAAGAAAAUCGACGACACCAAAUUCUUCAAAGGCCUCUCCAAGAUUCCCAGCGACUUUGAGAAUCAGCAGUUGGACUGGGCUUAUGGACCAAUCGUCGAGAGCGGCGGCCAGUAUGAUCUGAAAUAUUCGGCUCAACCUAAUGAGGAAAACCUCCAUUCUGGAUGCAUCAUCGCUGGUGUUGGUUUCAGAUAUAAGACCUACUGCUCAGUUGUCGCGCGGACUUAUUUGAUUGAUCCGAGCAAAUCUCAAACCGCCAACUAUAAAAUGCUCCUUGCAGCACAUGAUGCGGCACUGAAAGAGACCAAGGAUGGUGCGGCUGCAAAGGACGUUUACAAUAAAGCCCUUGGUGUCAUCAAAUCAAGGAAGCCCGAACUGGAGAAACACUUCGGUAAAGACGUCGGAGCUGCCAUCGGCAUCGAAAUCAAAGACAGCAAGAUAGUUUUGAACGGCAAGAACCCGAAAACUUUGAAAGAUGGGAUGACCGUCAGCAUUACCACCAGUCUUUCAGAUCUUACCAACGACAAGCCCCAGGACAAGAAGGGAACAAAUUAUGCCCUUGUCAUCACGGAUACCGUCAGGGUCACUCGAGGAGAGCCGGUCAUUUUCACCAAGGAAGCCUCUACGGAUCUUGAUUCAAUCGAAUUCUACUUUAAGGACGAUGAAGAAGAGACCAAGCCUAAGCAAGAAAAGACCAAGAAACCUGGAGCUAGCGCAAUCGUCACUUCGAACAUCAAGUCGUCUCGCCUCAGAGCUGCUAAUCGCACAGAUAAUUCUAAGGAGGAGGAAGAAGCUCGUCGACGUGAACAUCAAAAGGAGUUGGCCAUGAAAAAGCAGCGAGAGGGUCUUGAAAAGUAUGCCGAAGCUACCGGAGACAUGAAUGGUGAUUCGGAGAAGAAAUUCAAGAAAUUCGAGUCCUACAAGCCUCAUGCCCAACUGCCAGCCCGCGUCAAGGAUAUGAUUGUUUGGAUUGAUCUCAAAGCCAUGACUGUUAUCCUUCCGAUCAUGGGUCGACCUGUCCCAUUCCACAUCAACACCAUCAAGAAUGUCAGCAAAUCUGAUGAAGGGGAGUACACUCACCUGAGAUUCAAUUUCUUGUCUCCCGGUCAAGGUGUGGGAAGAAAGGAUGACCAGCCAUUUGAAGAUCCUCAAGCACAUUUUGUCAGAUCUCUGACUAUUCGAUCCAAGGACCAAGAUCGUCUGUCCGAAGUCUCGGCACAAAUCACCGAACUUCGCAAGUCAGCAGUACGACGUGAACAAGAAAAGAAAGAGUUGGAAGAUGUAGUCGAACAGGACAAACUCGUUGAGAUUCGUCAGCGUCGACCCAUCAAGCUCCCGGAUGUAUACUUGAGACCAGCACAGGACGGCAAACGUGUGCCUGGUGAAGUUGAGAUCCAUCAGAAUGGUUUGAGGUACCUAUCGCCACUGCGUAACGAUCAUGUUGAUGUGGUUUUCUCAAACGUCAAGCAUCUUUUCUUUCAGCCGUGUGUCGGCGAGCUGAUUGUCAUCAUUCACGUUCAUCUCAAGAACCCUAUCAUCAUUGGAAAGCGUAAGACCAAGGAUGUUCAAUUCUAUCGAGAAGCUACGGAUAUGGCCUUUGAUGAGACGGGAAAUCGUAAACGCAAGCAUCGAUAUGGCGACGAAGAGGAAUUUGAGCAAGAACAAGAAGAACGACGACGACGAGCCGAGCUUGAUCGUCUCUUCAAAGGCUUUGCUGAGAAGAUCUCUGAUGCUGCCAGGGAAUACAACAUUGCGGUUGAUAUUCCCUUCCGUGAACUCAGCUUCAAUGGUGUCCCUAACCGAAGCAAUGUUCUGAUGGCUCCUACUACAGACGCUUUAGUGCAGCUGACGGAGCCUCCGUUUACUGUUAUCACUCUCGACGAAAUAGAGUUUGGACUCAAGAACUUCGAUCUCGUCUUUGUCUACAAAGACUUCCAUCGACCACCGACUCAUGUCAAUACGAUUCCAGUAGAAUCUCUUGAUCGGGUGAAGGAAUGGCUUGACAGUGUUGACAUUGCGUACUCUGAAGGCCCACUCAACCUGAACUGGGGCACCAUCAUGAAGACCGUGACGACCGAUCCGCAUCAAUUUUUCAAGGACGGAGGUUGGAACUUCCUUGGCACCGACUCGGAUUCCGAAGGAGAAGCUGAAUCCGAAGAGGAGUCGGCCUUCGAGAUGAGUGAUUCUGACCUAGCAGCCAGUGAAUCCGAGAGCGAAGAUGAGAGCGAGUUCGAUGACGACGCCAGCGCGAGUGACGACGAAGGCGAUGCGGAAAGCGGUCUAAGUGAUGAGGGUGAGGACUGGGAUGAAAUGGAGCAGAAAGCCAAGAAGGAAGAUAGAAGAGGUGGCGAGGCCGAAGAUGAGGACCGAGGCAACAGAAAGCGCAAGCGAUAG